This is a messenger RNA of Phalaenopsis equestris, 771 nucleotides long. RefSeq lists its product as uncharacterized. Bases 226 to 708 code for a protein of 160 amino acids. NCBI's taxonomy places the organism in Eukaryota, Viridiplantae, Streptophyta, Magnoliopsida, Asparagales, Orchidaceae. The record is from RefSeq and is a predicted model, not a curated record. The transcript is spliced from 2 exons.
UGAUGCUCAAGGAGGUUGAUAACAUCUCAGUCCAAGCCUUUCUGUUGGCCUCUGAAUUUUUGCAAAAGACUUGGGAUUAGACUGAGCAGCCAUGGAGUUACAGUUGCUCUUUUCCUCAAGCAAACAUUGGCUAAGUUUAUUUAUAGCGACACUGCUACCAGAGAGCAUAGAAGAUCGAGUUUCUCCAGCUGUCUCUCAAAAAAAUCAAAGCACCAGCUUAUCCCUAUGCCUGCUGUAGAGCUGCACUCUGCUGAAACUUUUUCGUUUCAUAAUCACAUUACAAAUGAGUGCAGAUCAAAACCAAUAAUGGAUUCAGUGCUGAACAGGGCCUACAUAAUGUUUCAAGUAGUUCAUGAUAAUUCAAAGCCUCCUAAGUAUGCUGAGAAAACAAAUAUGUUCAACAACAGACGCAUCAGGAUCAGGCAUGCACUUGACGGUGUUAGACUGCAAGCAAGAGAGAGGAUACGAAGCAUUGAUGGUAUCUCGAGCUCAGUUGAUCAGAUGAUCGAAAAGGCAUCCAUGAAUGAGCUCAUCCAGCCAUUGGAGUGGCAUAAGGGAGAUAUUAACAAAUGGGCUUCAGAUUUCUCAAAAUUGGAGUGGAACCAAUUCAAACGCCCUCAAGUCAGAGUAGUUGGACUUCUCAUAGAGGCUGCCAUAUUUGAUGACCUCAGGGAAGAGGUUGUUUUAGAUAUGUUUGUUCUAAAUUGAUACUAAAUAAAGCCAAAUGUAAGCUCUUUCAUUUCUUUUGCUAUUUUUUCAUGAAACAAAAAU